Messenger RNA from Miscanthus lutarioriparius, 1710 nucleotides. The record is from the annotation of a GenBank genome assembly. NCBI's taxonomy places the organism in Eukaryota, Viridiplantae, Streptophyta, Magnoliopsida, Poales, Poaceae.
AUGGCCUUGCAGGCCGAUCGUCCUCAUCUUCCCCCCUCUCCCUCUCUCCUGCUGUGGCCGCUCAUGGUGGCCGUGCCCAGUGCAGGUGGGUCUCGGCGGGUUUGGCCUAGAAUGCUUGUUGUUCCAAUGUUUGCCUUCUCUGUGUUCAUCUGUGGGAGGACGGCACCAAUUGGCAAUGACACUACUUAUCUCAAAGAUGAAAAAGUCUCCAUUGAUGAGAUCAAAUUAACACCUCUAGAGCUUUCUGAACUGAUAGCAUCCAUUAAGAAUGGAACUAUAAGUGCAAAGAUCAGCAAGGAGAUAUUGGCCAAGCUCAUUGCCAAAGGCGGAACAGUUAAGGUGCUUCGCACAUCCACGGCACUCAUCGCCUGCAACGUCACCGAGGCGUCUACCACAACAGCUUCAACGAUAGCAAAGGUUGCAGUCACCACCAGCGCCCAAUCCACCUCCAUCGUCAACACCAGCUACGUCGACCAUGCCAUGGCCGCGUUCCAGCCUUCUGUGGUGGUGCUCCAUGCUCACACUGCUGGCCGAGGCGCUACGCUGUCCGCGUGGGUUGCGACAAUAGCUCUUGCAAGUACGUCUUCGUCUGUUCCAACAAGUGGUCACAAGUUGUUCAGCGGACCGCUCAACAGGUAUAUCACCAUGCUUUUCCCUACUCCUUUGUUGGAUGUUCUGUUGUUGGAUUGCACUGCCACUAUGCAUGGGGAACAUCAGAGAUCUCAGAAGAUGGCUGAAUCGAGUACAGUGAUGUUGUGGCCACCUUUGAUUCAUCAACAUGGCAUAUUCACUUAUGGUUUGGGAAAUGAUGUGAAACUGAGGUCACCUUUGCUUCCACCUCGAUCAUUAUCUCUGCAGUUUGAGAUCCAGGGUACUGGAGUUCAACUCAGACCAACCCCUUGGCUAUCUUUUUAUAGUUAUGCAGCUCUAGUGCAAUGGAUAAAAUCUCUGGUUGCAGCUGAUGACAUACUGCCAAAGCAUCCUUGGGUGUCAUUUGCUACAGGCACCUUGUUCACAGUUGGUUACAACUGCAGUAACCCACGUAAUUCAUUACAGUAUGCAUGGCAACUACUACUUGAUGGGGGAAUAUAUACCACAGCUGCUGAUGUUGGUGCUGAUCUAGUUGGAAAAGUCGAAAGGAAUAUCCCUGAAGAUGAUCUGAGAAAACCAGCUGUCAUUGCAGACAAUGUUGGUGACAAUGUUGGAGAUAUUGCCGGAAUGGGGUAUGGUGCUGCUGUGGCUGCUCUGGGAAUGCUCAGCACUAUCGCUACUGUCAGUGACAAUGCUGGAGGAAUUGAUGAAAUGGCUGGCAUGAGCCACAAAAUUUGUGGGAGAACUGAUGCUCUUGAUGCUGCUGGAAACACUCCUGCUACAAUUGGGAAGGGUUUUGCAAUUGGUUCAGCAGCCUUGGUGUCUCUUGCCCUCUUUGGUGCUUUUGUCAGCCGUGUUGCGAUCUCGACUGUUGAUGUCCUGACACCUAAAGUUUUCAUUGGACUGAUUGUUGGUGCCAUGCUUCCAUACUGGUUCUCAGUGAUGACAAUGAAGAGUGUUGGCAGUGCAGCACUCAAGAUGGUUGAGGAACUUUACAGACAGUUGAACACUAUACCUGGGCUCAUGGAAGGUACUACCAAACCUGACUAUGCGACGUGCGUCAAGGUCUCUACUGAUGCAUCUGUCAAGGAGAUGAUUUCCCUUGGUGGCCAUGACUGA